Messenger RNA from Diaporthe amygdali, 927 nucleotides. Its product is annotated as thioredoxin reductase. The transcript has 2 exons. The record is from RefSeq and is a predicted model, not a curated record. The coding region runs from base 1 to 927 and encodes 308 amino acids. Gene Ontology annotation, molecular function: oxidoreductase activity. Lineage: Eukaryota; Fungi; Ascomycota; Sordariomycetes; Diaporthales; Diaporthaceae.
AUGUCUUCAGCAGUACUAGACACAGCCGACACCCUAGUUAUAGGCGGCGGGCCAGCAGGCCUUGCUGCCGCCUUGGCCCUCUGUCGACAAAAUCAUAAUGUGAUUGUCCUCGACUCUGGCGAUUAUCGCAACAAAUACGCCACCGAGAUGCACAUGGUCUCGACGUGGGACCACCGCCCUCCCCGCGAGUUCCUCGCAGCUAGUCGAGCCGAGCUCUCAAAGCGCUAUCCUGAUCAAUGCAAGCUGGUAGAAGCAGAGGUCACAGCCAUCGAGAAAGUGUCGGGCACUGCUCAAGGCCUGAGCAUCUUCGAGGCGCGCGAUGAGACUGGGAACAAGUGGCGAGGCCGCAAAGUUGUCCUCGCCACAGGUGUGCGCGACUUGCUGCCUUUUAUUGACGGCUUUGAGGACUGUUGGGGAACAGGCGUCGUUCACUGCCUGCUGUGUCACGGGCACGAGCAGCGCGGGGCGGCUUCGGUCGGCAUUCUCGCUCUGGACAGUUUCGCAGAGGCGUCCACAGUGUUGCGGGUUGCACGCUCUUCGGCACAGGUCUCAAAUUGUGAUGUGGAAGAUGCUGUUAUCGAGCGUCUGGAGAUGAUCAAGAUGCCAGGAGGCGGAGAGGAGGAUGGGCUGCACGUGGUGCUGGAAGGGGCGGAAGAGGGUAUUGCGCCUGGCCAUGUGCACACAUUUGCUAUGUACCACGCGGGAACCGAACAAGCCAGUUCGUUGGUGGAGGACAUGGGCAUUGAGCUCGAUGAGAAUGGCGAGAUCAAGCUUGGGGCUUUUCAGGAGACGUCGCAGCCAGGCGUCUUUGCAGCGGGCGACUGCUCGUCUCUACACAAGUAUGUUUCGAUCGCUUCUGCUACAGGCUUCAUGGCUGGGGCUGGGGCAGCUCAACAAUUGCAAGCUGAAUGGAUGCAGAAAAUGUGA